CGUUGGUUCUCAUUUCAAACAGCACAUCUUGCCUAUGGUAUAGCGGUAGUUCGUCUUGUUAGUAUAGAUAGGGAACACCGAUUAUUCAUUACUUACCUCUGAUCAUCGAUCGCGUGCUGUAGCAACCACAGCAUCAUGUCAGACUCAGCUCCACCGGCGAAGCGCCAGAAACGUGAUCAUCUGCCAGACAGAGUUGCAAUGUCCGACGACCUUCCAGAUGUUGGUGGUGAACUUGUUCAGGUUCUCGUUGGGGAUUCCGGAUACGGGUCCUCGACAAGCGACGAGGACGAUGAUGAGGAUGAGGAUGAGAACGAGGAAGAAGAAGAGGACGACGAGGAGUAUCUCGGCGAGGAAGAAGAUGACACUGCAGAAAUAAAUGCAGACUUGGCCGACCUGGCCGACUUGAGAAGAGAAGAGCAAGAACAAGAGGGACAAGAAGACAAAACGGAUAACCAGGUAGAGAACAUGAACGAGGAAAAAGAAGAUGAGGCCUUGAGUGAGAGCAAUGACAACGACGAGAGCGGGGACGAGAGUGAGGAUAACGUCCAGGUCGAGCGGUUCAAAAACGAGCAACUCUUUCACAUCCACAAGUCCGUCCUCUGCAAGACCUCAGCCUUCUUCCAAUCAAUUUUGGAAUCAGCUUGGACGGGACUAGAUUACAAGCCUAUCGAUCUCACCGACGAGAAGCCCGAAGUCUUCCAGAUGUACCUGCAAUGGCUUUACAGUGGAAAGGUAGCCGUGAAGCUCGAAGCGAACCUAUAUUCCUACAUGGUCAGGGUAAACGACGAGGUCAUUUGCUGGGCGUCUCUGCUCGACUCGUACAUACUCGGCGAACAAUUACAAGACACAACAUACCAAAAUGCCGUCAUGCAAGCCAUGAUAGAUUGUGUGGAAAACGGCGAAGUUCUUCCUAGUGUCAAGGCCAUUGGUGAUAUGUAUAGAGGCACCUCUGCAUCAUCGCCCGUCCGGAAGCUUGUCGUGGAUUUCCUCGUACAUCGCAACCAAACGCACUGGCCUAUAACGUUUGUUGUAGAACUAGGCGACGCGAGGUUCGCAGAUGACCUCGUAGCCGCAGUGUUCAAGCAGCGCCUCCCACCUCCAGAGUCGAAGGACUGCCCUCCAUGAGUCAAGAAUCGGGUAAGUUAGCACGUGGAGAGUCCCGAUGACUCUCAAGACGCGGCCACAUGAACAUGUGUCACACAAGAGGGACUUCGAAGUAAAAUCAGAUUGCUUUCUUGCUUUGCAACCAGACUAUCAACAUGACAACGAUUGAGAAACUUGGCUAGCACAUUCACGCUCCUGUUCUCCAGUCGUGUGUGGUCAUGCCAUCUCUGCACUGUGUAACAAUACCAGCUGUUCCACCCUAUGUCAAGUCUCGCUAUUGCAACCUCAAUCAGAGAUCGCAAGACUCCCUCCUUCAUUAUCUCACCCCCCUCUAUCAACUCACAGUAGUUACAGCGGGACGUCUAACCCAGGACCGAGACUCAAGAAUCAGGAUCCAGGGCUUACCCUUGAAUUAAACCCAAUUAAUCUCGUAUCGUAUCGGUCAAUAUACACCAGACAAGGCGAGUUAAGCCACACACAAACAAAUAGCCUAGCUGCCCUAUCAUAGUC
This is a messenger RNA of Dothidotthia symphoricarpi CBS 119687, 1614 nucleotides long. RefSeq lists its product as uncharacterized. Lineage: Eukaryota; Fungi; Ascomycota; Dothideomycetes; Pleosporales; Dothidotthiaceae. The coding region runs from base 136 to 1125 and encodes 329 amino acids. The transcript is spliced from 2 exons. Gene Ontology annotation, molecular function: protein binding. The record is from RefSeq and is a predicted model, not a curated record.